AUGGCGAUCUGUACUUAUAACGCACGUAAGCUUGCAUCGGAAGUGGCCAUCGAAGAUCUGAUGAUGCAAGCCAAGAAGAUCAAGUACGACGUCAUCGGACUGACCGAGACGAGACGACGUCACCCUCUCAACGCCGUGUAUGAAACUGGAGAAGAACUGUUCUUAGGAACAUGCGACAGUAGAGGUGUUGGUGGAGUUAGCGUCCUCGUCAACACGAUUAUGGCAAAGAACAUCGACUCUUUCGAACAACUUACGACUCGAAUCGUAUGA
This is a messenger RNA of Necator americanus (New World hookworm), 270 nucleotides long. RefSeq lists its product as uncharacterized. The transcript has a single exon. The coding region runs from base 1 to 270 and encodes 89 amino acids. NCBI's taxonomy places the organism in Eukaryota, Metazoa, Nematoda, Chromadorea, Rhabditida, Ancylostomatidae. The record is from RefSeq and is a predicted model, not a curated record.